Anopheles funestus (African malaria mosquito) is the source of this 4157-nucleotide messenger RNA. It is a transcript of the gene Snx1, whose product is annotated as sorting nexin-2. Gene Ontology annotation, cellular component: endosome; endosome membrane. Lineage: Eukaryota; Metazoa; Arthropoda; Insecta; Diptera; Culicidae. The record is from RefSeq and is a predicted model, not a curated record. Gene Ontology annotation, biological process: early endosome to Golgi transport. Gene Ontology annotation, molecular function: phosphatidylinositol binding. The transcript is spliced from 5 exons. The coding region runs from base 336 to 1688 and encodes 450 amino acids.
GACGUUUCUUGUUUUUGCUGACGACAAGUAGUUAAAAUUUCUUUUAUCAUCUCGUUUUUCGCGUACAAAGAUAAGUGCAAGUAACUUUCGCUUCAAUAUCCCUGUCCGCACCGUGUGCUGUAGGAAAUUCGGUGCCAAAAAGCGUAAAUACGGAGGUAUAGUACGUGUGCUCAGGUGUUGCCGGAACGGUUUCUUUGUUGUAGAGAAGCGCCGACAGCAAGACCCUGCUCCAAGCGAACCAUUGUUGUGAGACUAGCCGUGACCGUCGUUGAAGGAGGAUAAAGAAAUUAGCUAGCAGUACAGAAGGCACCCGGGAUACACCCGUGAGCAUCAAAAUGGACACCAACGGUACCGUGGACCAUGGAGAGACGGAGCAGUUGCAAAAACACACCCAGCCAGCCUUCGACAAUGUUGAUAUCACAUCGCCGGACGAUGAGAAUGAAAACGAUAUCUUUGAGUCGGCGAUUCAGCAGGAACCAUUAUCGCCCGUACUGGAGGAUGUACCGACAGACGAAGCAGGGGAUAUGUUUAUCGAAAUAGUUGUUGCUGACCCACAGAAAGUAGGCGAUGGCAUGGGAUCAUAUUUAGCGUACAAGGUGUCGACGAAGACAAACAUUCUAAAGUUUAAGAAACGUCAAUUCUUCACGAUGCGACGUUUUAGUGAUUUUCUCGGUUUGCACGAUUUGCUCGUCAGCAAAUAUCUGCGGAUGGGUCGCAUUAUUCCACCGGCACCGGAAAAGAACAUUAUCGGCACGACGAAGGUUAAAAUGGGCAGUCAGCCACAGUCCGACCCCGGUACGGGCGUUAACCUAGAGUGGAUUGAGAACAGACGCGCCUCACUCGAACGUUUCCUCAACCGUGUCGCGCAGCAUCCGAUACUGUGCCAGGAUACGGAUUUUGUAAACUUCCUCGAAAGUGAUCAAGAACUGCCGCGCGCAGUUAAUACAGCCGCUCUGAGCGGUGCCGGCGUAAUGCGUUUGUUCAAUAAGGUCGGCGAAACAGUCAACAAGAUCACGUACAAGAUGGAUGAAAACGAUCCCUGGUUUAACGAUAAGAUUAAUGAGGUCGAAACAAUCGAUGCGCACAUGCAGAAGUUACAUUCCGCUAUAAAGGCGCUAGUAUCGCACCGUAAGGAGUUAGCCACUCUAACGGGCGGUGUUGCAAAGUCUGCCGCACUGUUGAGUACAUGCGAGGAGCAUACGGGUCUAUCGCAAGCUCUUUCACAGCUAGCGGAUGUGGAAGAAAAGGUCGAACUGUUGCGCUCCGAGCAGGCAAACUCGGAUCUUUACAUUCUGUCGGAGACAAUCAAAGACUAUAUCGGGCUGUUCGGUGCUAUAAAGGACGUUUUCCACGAGCGAGUGAAGGUGUUCCAGAACUGGCAGCAUGCACAGAUUCAGCUCACGAAGAAGCGUGAGAAUAAGGCAAAAUUGGAGUUGCAAGAUCGCCGCGAUAAACUGGAGUUUGCCCAGAAAGAAGUGGAAGAGUGGGAAGGAAAGGUACAACGAUGCCAGAAGGAGUUCGACAACAUUUCUAGUGAAAUUAAGAAGGAAAUGGAGCGUUUUGAGCUGGCGCGUGCCCGUGACUUUAAGUCGACGAUUGUUAAAUAUCUGCAGGACCAAAUGGCACACCAACAACAGCAAAUGAGAUACUGGGAAGCGAUCGUACCGGUAGCUCGUGACAUUGCAUGAGAGGAACCGAACGCGAUGAAUCCGCCCAUCCUGUACGACGACGACGACGAAGACCGUGUUCCCACGACUGACAAACUGCGCCUCUCGAUUAAUUUAGUCGAUUCCAAUGCUAGGAUAUCGUAGAACGAUACUACCUUCGCGUACUGCAACAGGAUGGUUGACAUUGGUUUGAACCAGCUUUCAUCGCUGACUCUCAAACAAAACCAAACAAUAGCGUUAGCUGCUACCGUGUUGGGGAAAUUGUUUGGGUGUUGAACCUAAGAUUUCUUACGCCUCAUUUCUCUGAUCAAUCCACACUCUGAAUGAAUGAGUAGGCCCGUUUCCUUAUGAUGAAAUUUGUUCCCAUUGUGCACUAAAGCAACCUCUUUGCAAGGGCAAAGCAGCAGCAAAGAGAUAUCGAUCGACCAAAAGUGAUGUAUUUGUAAAUAAUGACGGAGCGAGCGCGCAUUUGCAAAAAUUAAUGAAUAAUGCUGGAGUAGUAGCACACACGGCUAAUGCCACUAGUUAAUGGCUUCACACAUGAUGCUUCUACCCCUUGUCACAUAUCUUUCCAAACAAAGUUAAACAUCCGCGCAAUACGACAGGCUGGCGCGAAAUUGUUUCCUUUCUUAAACUUUUAUUAGGUGCCCAUGUUAUGUUUGUUUGUCUGUCCCACGGAAAGCUACGCCACACUCGAUGUAAAUAUGUUUCUGAUUUUGGAAUAGUCUGAGCUGUGGAGAUUUAUUAGUGCACGCGUGCGGUGAGUGUAAAAGUGGUGCAAAACCUCGAAUAAGUAAACGAUUGGGCAAUAGGCAUGACCGCAAGCGUUGGGAUAUUUUGUGAUUAUUAUUACACACUUAAUUUACGCGACAUGUUUAACAUAUUCAUUUUGAAUUUCAUCCCGCUUGAAUUACGUACGAAAUAUUGAUUGGAUUUUUACUUUAGUACAUUCGUUACGUUACGUUUUCUUUUUUCAUUCGCUCGGAAUGCAAAGAUAUUUCUUCGCUUCGCUUAGAGCCAGCUGUUAAAUCUGUUUCUUCCCAAGGCUAAUUGUUAACGACGACGGAAGUAUUAUCUGAACUCGCGUACAUUUCCGCGAGGCGCGAAUAGUAGUAGUACGGCACACACGUGUGCACCACGCGACAUAUUUUUGAGGAUUUGAAAUCAUGAUAGACUACUAAAAACAAUGUGUUUUUCUUUUCUGUUGAUCGUGCGCAAUGCCGGACAAAAGAUAUUGUUAGAUUUUCAUAGGUUAGGAUAUACGAACUCUAUUAUAAUAUGAUGCAUACACAAGCGCUCUCAUCCAUUUCUUUCCGUUUCGGAUCUAACUAGAGAAGCUAUGUUCAUAAGAUAAACCAGAUAAUCAAAGACAGCAAACAGGCUGAUGAAAGGCGGUGCUGCCGUUUAAUGCGAGGUGUCAUCGAUUUUUGUGAAGUUAAUGUUUUGCAUAGAUAGGCUAUUUGUUUACUCGAUGAUAGCGUCAGAACAACCGUUUGAAUGUGAAACUCUUGAAUUCCUUUCUUACCUUUAUGCUGUGCUUAAAUGUUACACUAAGAGGAUGCGUGCGGCAGUCACAUGCACGGGCAGCAAACAGAACCGAAACCGUCUUAUAUACACACACACACGCACGUGUUAAGUACAGAAUCUAGAUCCGUUCGAUUCCAAUCGCCAACACCCAACUCUGCUGAAACAAUCAAAAAUCCCAGUUUAGAGAGCCAUUUCUGUAUAAUGUGUUUAUAAUUUUAUAAAUGGCGUUUCCUCAGUUGAAAUCGUUAAAUAUUGUUAUUUUAUGGCACGCUUGGCUGCAAGUGUUUCAAUCAAUUACAGCUCCCAGCAUUCCAAUACAAUGUGUAGCCUCUAUUUUUGUAUCAUUUUUUCGAGCGAGUGUUUUACUGUUUCGACUGUCUACGAAACAUGUUUCAUACCUCGAUUCGUAGCAUUUAUGUAAACAAAAAAAACCAAGCAUGUAAAGGGCAUACUUCCAAUGUAUUUGCGAAGGGUGCACAAUCUGUGUUCUUAGAUGUAUUUACGCGUGUGUUAAAAGGCGUGAGUGUGUAUGUAUGUCCAGUUCAGGAAUUGAAAAAGCAAGAUGUCGAACAUGGAACAUGGAAAAGCUUCAAGCUAUACAAUGUAUACUACUUUUCUCUAACCGCUUUUCUCCAAACCAGACGGUGUAUUCUCUUUGUAGAACGUUUCUCCACAAGUAGUGCAAGCCUUUCGGGACUAGAUCCCAUUUACUGCAUUUAUACGUGUUUCGUUUGUCUGUCUGUCGAUCAUCAUCUGAAGAACUAUAGAAUCAAGCAGAGAAAGAGACAUAGAGAAGGGGAAACAAAGCAUACACACAACACCACGCAACACGUUCAAACGCCCUUUGACCGUUGUCCAUGAUAAUAAGCAAGAAUGUUUGAGCAAACAUAACAUACACGCGAGAAAUGUUAUGAUUUAAAAAAAUAUAUAUACACAUAUAUAUAUCUAUAUUAUAUUACUAAA